GGCUCUCUUUUGUUUCGUUAUUUGUGGACAUUGAACACGAAGAAGUUGUCGGUGUGGGUAGUCGGGCGAAGUUGGCCGUGUUAGCUUUCCCUUCCAAAUUACCUCGAAAGCUACUCAGAUUAAUAUGGCGUACCACGACCAAUCUCAUGUCGCCAGUUCACAGAAAGCUCUGAUGCUGGAAAUGAAGAGCCUUCAAGAGGAGCCUGUCGAGGGAUUCAAAAUAACUCUGGUGGACGAAGCAGAUUUAUACAACUGGGAGGUGGCCAUUUUUGGGCCACCAAACACUCAUUAUGAAGGCGGGUAUUUUAAGGCUCGCAUGAAGUUUCCCAUAGACUACCCGUACUCCCCACCUGCCUUCCGCUUCCUCUCCAAAAUGUGGCAUCCCAACAUCUAUGAGAAUGGAGAUGUGUGCAUUUCUAUAUUGCAUCCUCCAGUGGACGACCCGCAGAGUGGAGAGCUGCCUUCAGAGAGAUGGAAUCCGACCCAGAAUGUCCGAACCAUUUUGCUGAGUGUGAUUUCACUGCUGAAUGAACCCAACACAUUUUCUCCCGCUAACGUGGAUGCCUCCGUCAUGUACCGCAAAUGGAGGGACAGCAAAGGCAAAGACAGGGAAUAUGUGGAGAUCAUCAGGAAACAGGUGACGGCCACCAAGGCGGAGGCCGAGCGCGACGGCGUCAAGGUGCCCACCACGCUAGCGGAGUACUGCGUCCGCACACGGGCGCCUGCCCCAGACGAAGGCUCCGACCUGUUCUACGACACCUACUACGACGAGGACGAUGACAUGGAGGGCGGGGACGGCGACUGCUGCUACGACGAAGACGACUCGGGGAACGAGGAGUCGUGACGUUCUUUCAGACUGAACGUACGCCUCUCCCUUUCCUCUGCCCGGGUUUCCAGAUAUUCUUGGUUCACAACCAAGAAAGAUUGGAGGCGUCACCCUUCUAAACCAAUAAGAGCUUCUUCUUUUUUUUUUUUUCUUAACUCAAGCCUCUGGUUUGUUUCAGAGGUUUAAAAAAUGAUGCCUCACCAUGGUAAGGUCAGACGUUUUAAGAUUUUGCACCAGCACAAAAUUCACCAAUUUCUUCUUUUCCUUGUUUUGUUUUUUUUUUUUUUUUGGGGGGGGUGUUAUUCACUUUUUUUUUUCUUUGGCAGUCCUCAUCAUCACCCAAAACCUUACUUGGACCGAAUAAAUGCUCAUAUUGUCCUUUCAGUUGUUAAAUCCCAUGUUAAGAAUAACGUACGGUGGGACAUGUGUCACUUCCACUGAAAAUAUUUGCACUGGUGCAAACUCUGGAGCAUCACUCAGCCUCUCUCUUGUGCAUAUCUUUGUUUCUUUAAUUGUAACUGCGGAAGUUGCUGGAAGAUUUAGGAAUCCAAGCAAACUGUGCUUUCUUUGUUUUUUUUUUUUUUGUUUUGUUUUGACGGGACAAGACCUGAAUGUAUCGUCGUGUGACGGUGUUUUCAAAGUUCUUGUGCAUGCCAGAACAUCUUCAAAAGUGUUUGGUCUCUUUUACUGUUUACCUGCAUCAUGUUCUGUGAUAACAGAGACUUAUGACGAAGGAGGAGGACCUUGUGCGUCCUGAGGACCGGCCGGCUGAAUGGGGUCAGUUCCCCGCAUACACAUUUUUAUUAACAUGAAGCUGACCUUUGCUGUGUUUCUUCUAGCUACUGUUGGAUGUGUUUCUCUGUUGCUCCGAGUGUGGGGGUCAUGCUAUAUGAAGUAGCUGAGGCUUAAGAGUUGUGUAAGGUGACCAAACAUUCGAGGGGGAGGGAGACGGCACCAGCGGAUGAUCAGAAUUGUAUUAGUCCUUGAGGCCAUUCCCUGAGAGGCCCAAUGGACCCAAAGACCUGCAGCAGUAUGUAACAAGAAAGCCCAAAAUGUUAGACUAAUGUUUGUCAUACUCUUGUCUUUGGUUUUAUUUUCAUGCUUAAGUAUUUUUGUUGUUUUUCGUUGGACAUUAUGCCUGCACUGUUUACUUAAUGAUUAAUGUAUUGAGAUAAUAGGUUCGGCAAAAAAGACUCAUGUGUUGGUAGGCAUACAAACAAGAUGAUCAAAGUUUAUCGGAACUGUGAGUAAAAAUGAAAAAAAAAGGCUGUUGUGUUAUUUUUCAUUAUUCUUCUUUAUGUUGAUUUAGGCUGGAAUAGUUUUGAUAUUAUUUUAGUGUGUGGGUCUCCUGUUUGUGUUUAAUUUUUUUUUGUCACGUCUCUUUACAAAACAUCAUUGUAGUUUGAUUUACUUUAAUUGGGACAUCAUAUUAAAUUUCUCAGGAAAAAAUUACACGUGAUGAAAGAAUUGACACAAGUGAAUAAUUUCCUUUUUUUGUGGUCUUCAGAGUAGGUUUACAGCUUCUGCAAGAACUGUAAUCAAUAUGCACACAUUGCUGUAUGAAUGAUCACAAUAUUGUUUUAUUCACCGGUUGUUUUUUCCAGCUAUUUAAAACGGAGAAAAUAAAGAUGAAUUUGAA
This is a messenger RNA of Menidia menidia (Atlantic silverside), 2465 nucleotides long. The record is from the annotation of a GenBank genome assembly. Lineage: Eukaryota; Metazoa; Chordata; Actinopteri; Atheriniformes; Atherinopsidae.